Molecule: messenger RNA, 780 nt
Organism: Lathyrus oleraceus (garden pea)
Lineage: Eukaryota; Viridiplantae; Streptophyta; Magnoliopsida; Fabales; Fabaceae
Product: transcription factor GTE5, chloroplastic-like
Exons: 1
Coding region: 1-780 (259 amino acids)
Molecular function (GO): protein binding
Source: RefSeq, a predicted model, not a curated record
AUGUCACCCAACACCAACCCUUCUAACACACAACCUCGUAAAAGACUUAUCAUCAAGCUCAGUUAUCCUCCUGGUUCAAGAAAACGCGAUUCAGAUUCUUGUGCCACAGAUGAAAACAAGAGAAGGAAGAUUCAAGAUUCUGUAAAACCAACCAUAUCCUGUUAUUGGGUUGAUUCAAAUUAUCAAACCAAAUCAACAGCUUUGUCUCAACCAAAGAAUAAUGGCAAUGUUGUUGAAGACAAGAAUAUGAUCAAGAACCAAGUUUCCAAAACAACACCUUUGUCUCAACCAAAGGAUAAUGACAAUGUUGUUGAAGACAAGAAUAUGAUCAAGAACCAAGUUUCCAAAACAACACCUUUGUCUCAACCAAAGGAUAACAUGAAGGAUUCAACAACAAGAGGUGAAGAAUGUGGGUUGAAGGAACCGAUGGAUGGUGUUAAGAGGAGGCAAUGUUGGUUGAUAUUGAAGAGGAUGUUGGUAGAUAGAGAUGGUUGGGAUUUGAAAGAUCCUCCAAAAAUAGUAAAGUCUGAUAAGUGUAAGAUAAAGACAAUAGGUUUGAAGGAAAUAGAGAGAAAAAUGAGGUUGUAUGCAACAGAGGAUGAGUUUGCUAGCGACAUGAGGCUUGUGUUCUCUAAUGCAAUGGUAACGUAUCCUCCAAGAAAUCAUAUUUACCAAAUUGCAAAAAAAUUUAGUGACACCUUUGAACACAAAUGGAAGUCAUUGAAGAAUAUGUGGGAACUUGAGGAUACAAAAAGAAGCAACUCUCACAAGAGAUGCUAA